UGCCCAUCCCUUAAGAGGUGGUCAUCAAGCAGUGAGGCGCGCGGACGAGUGAAAGCGGCACAGAUGAAAAUCCGACUCGUUUUUCUCGUUUGUGCAUUUCCAGAGUAGGUGGGACGCGCUCGUGUCAACAGCUCCGCUCGGCGCUUGGGUGGCUUCGGAUUUAAAACGCUCAGACCACAACAAAAGAUGUCAGCAAAACCUCCUCCGCUAAUACCUCGAAAGGCUUCAGGUGUCCGAGUCGUGCCUGUCCCAAAACAACCGUUUUCCUCUAGUGAGCUCCCAGAAACCAAUGAUUCUGGUCAAGAGAUUGAGGCCAACGUGGCGUCCAACCCUCCAUCUCAACUGAACGCAAAGAGAGAAGUGGAGAUCCUGAACCACUGUUUCGACGAUAUCGAGCGGUUCAUGUUGCGUUUGCAGCAGGCGGCCGAGGCCCAGACCAUUCUGGAGCAGAGGACCAAAAGAAGCAGGAAGGGCAAGAAGCACAGCCAAGAUGGCGAGGACUUGAUGACCAUGAAAUCAGUUCCUCCGUCAGCGGAGGAAUUCGUGGACCUCUUUCAGAAAAUCAAGUACUCCUUCAGUCUACUGGAUCGUGUCAAGUCAGCCAUAACAGAACCGAACGCACCGGAGUUGCUCCACCACAUCUUUAUGCCUCUCGAACUGAUGGUGAGAACCACAUGUGGGCCAGAGUUGGGCGGGUCAGUGGUCAGUCCUGCACUGACCUCUGGCGCUGUUUUGCUGCUCCAGGAGCACCUGACUCCAGAGGAAAAAGCUCUCUGGACUGAGUUAGGACCCAACUGGACUUCCCCAUGUUCUCAGCUCGGUGUGUCGGUCCCUCCUUACUCGCCCGUCUUCCUGGACGGGUGGCGGCCGCAGGCUUUCGACUCUUCUGGUUUUCCUUUGGAAGACCCAGUAGAGUCGCAACACAAACAAGAGGCAUACGAGCAGAGCAAAUGUGCGCCGGGAGGCGGAGACCACGUUGAGGAGACCGAUGAAGUUGAGGGAAAUGGACUUCCACCACCGGCGGAAAGACGUUACUGCUGCACUUACGAUUUUGUUGCAAGAAACAGCAGUGAGCUCUCAGUGCUGCAAGGAGAAACACUGCAGGUCAUUGAGUCGUCGAAGAGAUGGUGGAAGUGUCGCAAUCGCUUUGAUCAGAUAGGAUUUGUUCCACAUAAUAUUUUGGAACCAUUGUCAGCUUGUGCAGAAAACCCAACGAUGUCACCCAUUUCCCCUUCCUCCAUGUUCUUUCCCAACAAUCCGUCGAGUCCAGUCGGCACUUGUCCGACACCGACGAGCCCGACUGUACGACCUCAAAGUAUGGUUUUACCAUCCACAACAAUGAACGGAGACAACGGGGAUCGAGUGCUGAUAAUGAAUGAGGAGCUUCUCCAACGAAUGGCGCAGAAAAGAGUCCCCGGCAGCCGCCCCUCUCUCGCGGCGUCCCGCUCGGUGGAAACGACUUUUCCCUUGAACUAUCACUCCCCACCGACCGAGGUGGGGGCCUGGCUCGUAGAGAAGGGCUUCACUCAGCAGACGGUCCAGAGUCUCGGCAUUUUAACUGGAGCGCAGCUUUUUUCCCUGAAUAAGGGGGAGCUCUGUGAAGUGUCUCCAGAAGAAGGGGCCAGAGUGUACAGUCAAAUGACGAUGCAGAAGGCCAUUCUCCAGGAUGUGUGCAAGGUCUCCGAAUUGGAGAAGGCGAUGGAGAAGCAAAAGCUGAAGAUCGGCACGAUGCAAUGAGGCGGCGUGCGGAGGAGUGUCAAGAGAACUCGAUGCUUAGACAAAAAGCUAAAUGAGGAUCGAUCAGUCCUGGUUGAUGUACUUAAGUAUUUCUGUUUCUCAUGUACAAGCGAAAGCAAAAAAAAAAAAAAAAAAGUGUUACGAGAAGAGACUGAGAUCGUUGUCAGAGGUAGAAACCCACAAAAUGUGCACAUUAGCAUGCAUUAGCUUUUAAUUGCUAAUAAACUCAUUUUCUUGUCUUUUGUUAAAAUUA
Syngnathoides biaculeatus (alligator pipefish) is the source of this 1990-nucleotide messenger RNA. Its product is annotated as epidermal growth factor receptor kinase substrate 8-like protein 1. Gene Ontology annotation, molecular function: actin binding. Gene Ontology annotation, biological process: Rho protein signal transduction; regulation of Rho protein signal transduction; positive regulation of ruffle assembly. NCBI's taxonomy places the organism in Eukaryota, Metazoa, Chordata, Actinopteri, Syngnathiformes, Syngnathidae. Gene Ontology annotation, cellular component: vesicle; ruffle membrane; plasma membrane. The record is from RefSeq and is a predicted model, not a curated record. The transcript has 14 exons. The coding region runs from base 187 to 1737 and encodes 516 amino acids.